AUGACCUUAAAAAUAUCUAGAAUUCCUGAAAAUAUAGACUUCCCGAGAGAAGAAGACAAAAUUUUAAAGUUUUGGAAAAAUAUCGACGCAUUUCAGAAUUGCUUGAAGCAAUCUAAAAAUAAGCCCAGGUACUCAUUUUAUGAUGGACCACCUUUUGCUACUGGAUUACCUCAUUAUGGACAUAUAUUGGCUGGCACUAUCAAAGAUGUAGUGACUAGAUAUGCCCAUCAAAAGGGAUAUCAUGUGGAAAGAAGAUUUGGCUGGGACUGUCAUGGUUUGCCUGUUGAGUUUGAAAUUGAUAAAACAUUGGGAAUCAAAGGACCUGAAGAUGUGGAGAAAAUGGGUAUAGAAAAGUACAAUGCUGAAUGCCGGAAAAUUGUAAUGAAAUAUGCAACUGAAUGGGAAACCAUUAUCACCCGAAUGGGAAGAUGGAUUGAUUUCAAAAAUGACUACAAAACUCUUUAUCCAUGGUUUAUGGAAUCUAUUUGGUGGGUGUUCAAAGAAUUGUAUAACAAAGGUUUAGUCUAUCAAGGAGUUAAAGUCAUGCCAUACUCCACAGCCUGCUCAACACCCCUCUCCAAUUUUGAAUCUGGUCAAAAUUACAAGGAUGUUGUAGAUCCAGCAGUAGUUGUCUCUUUUCCUACUGAUAAAGGUUUCUCCUUACUUGCUUGGACUACUACACCUUGGACACUUCCUAGUAAUCUAGCUCUUUGUGUCAAUCCAAAACUGAUAUACUUGAAAGUUCAAGAAAAAUCAACCGGAAACACAUAUGUUCUUCAAGAAACAAGGUUUCCUGUUAUUUUUAAAAAUGUAGAGGACUUUCAAAUUCUCGAAAAGUUUCCGGGAAGUAGUUUAGCGGGAAUGAAAUACAAGCCGAUUUUCGAUUAUUUUGUCGAAAAGUGCCCUAAAGCUUAUCAGGUGCUAACUGAUGGAUAUGUUACAGAUGAUUCAGGAACAGGUGUUGUACAUCAGGCACCAUAUUUUGGUGAAGAUGACUUUAGAGUUUGUUUGGCUGCUGGUAUUAUCACCAGAGACCAGGAUAUAAUUUGCCCAGUUGAUGCUAGCGGUAGAUUUACAGAACCUGUCAAAGACUUUGUAGGACAAUAUGUGAAAGAUGCAGAUAAGAACAUUAUAGCAAAUUUAAAGGCGCGUAACAGGCUGGUGCAGGUGGGCCAAGUUAAGCAUAGUUAUCCAUUUUGCUGGCGAUCAGAAACACCUCUAAUAUAUAAAGCAGUACCAUCAUGGUUUGUUAGAGUUGAACAAAUGAGCCAAGACCUUCUGAAAUCAAGUGAAGCUACAUACUGGGUGCCCGAAUAUGUAAAAGAAAAAAGAUUUGGAAAUUGGCUUAAAGAAGCUCGUGACUGGGCAAUAAGUCGCAAUAGGUAUUGGGGUACUCCAAUUCCUUUGUGGAUUUCGAGUGACAAACAAGAAGUAGUUUGUGUCGGUAGCAUUGCAGAACUAUCUGCUUUAACUGGGAAAGAAGUUACUGAUUUACACAGAGAAAGUAUUGAUCACUUGGAAAUUCCAUCUACACGCCCUGGUCAGCCACCACUAAAAAGAGUAUCUGAAGUGUUUGAUUGUUGGUUUGAAUCAGGUUCUAUGCCUUACGCUCAGUGUCAUUAUCCCUUUGAAAAUAAGAAAGAAUUCGAAGAAAUAUUCCCAGCCAAUUUCAUUGCUGAAGGUAUAGACCAGACGAGGGGUUGGUUUUACACACUAAUUGUUCUGUCGACCGCUUUAUUCAAUAAACCGCCGUUCCAAAACUUAAUCGCUAAUGGUUUGAUACUGGCAUCUGAUGGUCAAAAAAUGUCUAAGCGAAAAAAGAACUAUCCUGAUCCUCUUGAAGUUGUGGGCAAAUAUGGUGCAGAUGCACUACGUUUAUACCUAGUAAAUUCGCCAGUAGUUAAAGCUGAGAAUUUGAGAUUUAAAGAAGAAGGUGUUAGGGAUGUCAUAAAGGAUGUUUUCUUGCCCUGGUAUAAUGCUUUUAGAUUCUUGAUGCAAAAUGUGGAAAGAAUUGUGCAAGAAGAUAACAUUGACUAUAAAUUCAACGAGAAUCCAGUAAGGGAGAAUGUCAUGGACAAAUGGAUUACAUCCUUUACACAGUCACUGAUUCAAUUUGUAAAAAAAGAAAUGGCCGCUUAUCGGUUAUAUACUGUAGUUCCGAGGUUAACAAAAUUUAUCGAUCAACUAACAAAUUGCGUUUUGUUUGACAUGAUUCGUGUAAUGGCACCUUUCACACCUUUCCUAACAGAAUUGAUGUACAAAACCUUGCGACAACUUUUGCCAGGAGAUUCUUUAGAGAGUGUACAUUUUAACAUGAUACCCGAACCAAAACAAAAUUUGGUGGAUACGAACAUUGAAAGAGCCGUUCAAAGAAUGCAAUCGGUAAUUGAAUUAGGUAGAGUUCUAAGAGAUAGAAAAACCAUACCAGUAAAAUAUCCGUUGCCAGAAAUGAUUGUUAUACACCGUGACGAAACUUAUUUAAAUGAUGUUAAGUCAUUACUAACAUAUGUUUUAGAAGAAAUGAAUGUUAAGAAAGUACAACUCACGAGUGACAAAGAAAAGUAUGGUAUAACACUUAGAGUAGAACCAGAUCACAAAAUACUUGGAGCCCGUUUAAAAGGCGAUUUUAAAGCUGUUACUCAAGCUUUAAAGAACCUUAACAACGAACAGUGUGAAAAAUUAAUAGAAGAUGGGUAUAUUGAACUAAUAGGGCAAAGAAUUGACGUGUCUGAAGUGAGGGUUAUAUUCCAAGCUACAGGAAACGAUCAGUAUGAAGCACACAGCGAUAACGAUGUUUUGAUCUUAUUGAAUGUCACACCAGAUCAAGAUAUGCUUGAUGAAGGUUUCGCUAGGGAAAUUAUUAACAGAGUGCAAAAGCUUAGAAAGAAAGCACAUUUAGUUCCCACUGAUGAGGUCGAUGUCUUCUUUUCGACUACAAAAACGGGAGAUAUUCUUCGCAUUAUUAAUUUGCACCGAGAACUUAUUGAAACUACCGUAAAAGCGCCUUUAAAACCUAUUGAAGCGCUCCCAGAGUCGAAGCCGGUGGUGAUUCAAGAAGUACAAGAACUAAAAGGCACAGAGUUAAAAUUGGUCAUCACCUGGAGAAAAGAUCUAGAAAUGCCGACAAACCCUUGGGCAAAUGUUGUUCUUCAAAAUUUGACCCCUCGCUUUGGUGCUACAACUAGUCAAGCUAGUAUCAUUCUUACCGAUAAGGAUAAUAAAUUUUUAUCUGUGGAUAAUCUUUAUAAAGAAAUUAGGGUCCUGUUUGGUCUGUAUGGAAUUAAGUUUACACUUUGGUGUGAUGGCACCGAAAUUAAAGAUACUACCAAAUUAAACGCAAAAAGUAUAAUAGUUUCACCAAUAAAACCAAAAGAAGUUGAAAACAUAGCUAGUCCUUUUUGUAAAUUUAUUAAUUUUGCAAAUGGAAAUAAAGUUGCGACUUUAUUCAUUGAAAAUCCCCAGGGAACAGUAACAUUGAACAAGGAGCAGGCUUUAAAAUUUGUGGCUGAUUACUUCGGUCUUCAGGUUAAAGAUAUUAAUAACGAAGCAUUUAAAUGA
Messenger RNA from Parnassius apollo (apollo), 3558 nucleotides. The record is from the annotation of a GenBank genome assembly. Lineage: Eukaryota; Metazoa; Arthropoda; Insecta; Lepidoptera; Papilionidae.